Molecule: messenger RNA, 7057 nt
Organism: Petromyzon marinus (sea lamprey)
Lineage: Eukaryota; Metazoa; Chordata; Hyperoartia; Petromyzontiformes; Petromyzontidae
Product: C-Jun-amino-terminal kinase-interacting protein 3-like
Biological process (GO): vesicle-mediated transport
Cellular component (GO): cytoplasm
Molecular function (GO): JUN kinase binding; MAP kinase scaffold activity; kinesin binding
Source: RefSeq, a predicted model, not a curated record
CGCGGGCUGCGGCGUCACCCGGCGCAGUCGCGCGGUGGAAGGAGGCGGAGGUGGAUGAGUGGGCUCCGCCCGGAGGCGUGGGCCGCCCAUACGCAACAACAACAACAAAACACCGCCACCACCGCACCGACACACGCUCAAAUCACAGCGGUAGACAUUUGACGAGCAAAACGCAACCCGUCGCGGGUUUGUUAUUUUUGUUGUAACGCUAAGUGCGAUUUAAAAUAAGACGGGUCACAUUUGCUCGAGCGACGGUGGGUGGGGUGUCGUCGCCACAGCUGUCAAAAGAAAAAAAAAUCGCCUGUUCGUGGUUCAAUAAAAAUAUAUAUAUUAAAGGGCGGGCCCGGCCAGACGACCGGCGCCCUGGGGGUGGGUGGGCGAGCGAGCGAAGCAGACCCCUCGCAUUUAUUAAUUAACAACACCGACAACAAUCACAGCAAGCACGCACAACGGCACCGGCUAAUUAACGACGCGAAAUCAACAACCCCCCGCCAACUCAAACCGGCGAGUCGCCAUGGAGCUAGACGAUGGCGUGCUGUACCAGGACGACUGCAACGUGUCCGUCAUGUCGGAGCGGGUGUCGGGCCUCGCCAGCAGUAUCUACACGGAGUUCGAGCGCAUGAUCCGGCGCUACGACGAGGACGUGGUGAAGGAUCUGAUGCCGCUCGUGGUGAACGUCCUGGAGAAUCUGGACGCGGUGUUCACCGAGAACCAGGAGCACGAGAUCGAGCUGGAGCUGCUCAAGGAGGACAACGAGCAGCUGAUCACGCAGUACGAGCGCGAGAAGGCGCUGCGCAAGCAGACGGAGGAGAAAUACAUCGAGUUUGAAGAUGUCCUGGAGCAAGAGAAGAAAGAUCUGCAGAUGAAGGUGGAGGGCUUGGAGCUUCAGUCCAGGCAGCUGGAGCUUAAAGUCAAAAACUACUGUGACCAAAUUACGAGGCACGACGAGAGGGAGGCGGAGAUGAAGCGGGAAUACAACAUGCUGCACCAGAGGCACACAGAGAUGAUUCAGACGUACAUGGAGCACAUGGAGCGGACCAAAGCUCAGCAGGCAAACGCCGGUCAGCCCGACGGCUCCCAGACUUCUCGUAAAACCCGCGUCCACUGGAGAAGCAGGAAGGAGCAAAAGGGGCUCGUUGGCCCCGAGGCGCAGCCGGGCAGCGGGGACCAGCGGAAGGAGCGGCCCGCCUCGCUGAGCCUCUUCCCGUUCGGGGCAGUCGAUGCUGAGGCAGGCGUGUGCGCCGAUCCGCCGUGCGAGGGCGACACUCCGGGCAACGAGAGCUGGGAGCGGCCCUGCGCCGAGUCGGGCCGCUCGGUGCAGGUGCUCGCCAACGCCAGCAUCAAGGGAGGGGACAAUGUGCCGGAGGAGUCCCACACGAGUGGCCAUAGUAAAUUAGCUUCUGUUGCAGAAGAGGCCACGGAAGGAACCAAGGACGAGCUGUCCAACUCGAGCCAGUCGUCGGUGGCUGCCACGCCGAGCACAGGCGGCACCAAGUCUGCAACGCCGUCCUCCUCGCUGCCGUCGGACGUCCUCUCCCCGGCCGCCGGCGACACGGCCGCCGGCCUGGCGGCGGCGCGCGCCGGCGGGCGGAGGCUCGGGAGCAGACACACGGAGGUGCAGGCCUCGCAGGAGACCAAGAACGUGUCCAUAGGGAUGGAGAGCAGCGACGAGUGGUCGGAGAUCCAGGACAUCAUCGACUCCACCCCAGAGCUGGACAUGGUGCCGGAGGCUCCCCUCGACGGCUUUGGUGGCACCAGCACCCCCACCCAGGGCAUCGUGAACAAAGCCUUCGGGAUCAACACCGACUCCCUCUACAAGGAGCUCUCAACCGCAGGGUCGGAGGUCAUCGGGGAUGUGGACGAGGGGGCUGACCUUCUCGGAGAGUUUUCCGCGCGCGAUAACUUUUAUGGCAUGGGCCGCGAAGUCGAGAAUCUCAUCCUGGAAAACACGCAGCUCAUGGAGACCAAGAACGCGCUGAACAUCGUGAAGAACGACCUGAUCGCAAAGGUGGAUGACCUGGCAAGCGAGCACGAGGUGCUGCGCGGGGAGCUGGAGAGUGCACGCCAAGCCAAGGCCAGGGUGGAGGCCCGCGUGAAGGAGCUCGACGAGGAGCUAAAGAGGUUGAAAACCGAAGCAGACAAGUUCCGAAAGUUCAAGAAGGAAGAACCAGAUGACGAGGACGUGCCAAUGGCGCAGCGCAAGCGCUUCACGCGCGUGGAGAUGGCGCGCGUGCUCAUGGAGCGCAACCAGUACAAGGAGCGGCUCAUGGAGCUGCAGGAGGCGGUCAGGUGGACCGAGAUGAUCCGGGCGUCGCGAGAGCACCCUUCCAUCGUGGAGAAGAAGAACAAGUCUUCCAUCUGGCAGUUCUUCAGCCGUCUGUUCAGCGGCUCCAACGCGGCGCAGCCCAAGAAGCCGUACCACGCCGUGAACAUCAAGUACAGCGCCCCCAACUCCGGCGGCGGCGGCGGCGGCCUGGCCCGGCGGAGCGCCACGCUGUCCCAGCUGCCCAGCGACAAGUCCCGCGCGCUCGACUUCCUGCACGAAAAGAAGGUCCGGUCUAAGGAAGACGUCAUCCUUUCCAAAGGAUUGCCCAAACACAGCGAGAACACGUCGGCGGCGCGGCGCGAGCAGAAGCGCGAGCAGUACCGGCAGGUGCGUGCCCACGUGCAGAAGGAGGACGGGCGGCUGCAAGCCUUCGGCUGGAGCCUGCCGCCCAAGCACAAGCAGAGUCCCAACGAAGGGCAAGAGGACAACAAGGUGGUUAACAUGGCCAUCCCGGUGUACUGCAGGCCACUGGUGGAGAAAGACCCCACGAUGAAGCUGUGGUGUGCGGCCGGUGUGAACCUGGCCGGGGGCCCCUCUCCCGCCUCUCCCGCCAGCCGGAGGCGCAUGUCGCCCUCCCUCGCCAACGGGGACAGCCAGUACGACAAGAAGGAGGCGACGCCGAGCCUGGUGUGGAUCUGCACGAGCACGCACUCCACCAGCAAGGUGAUCAUCAUCGACGCGAACCAGCCAGCCAACAUCAUGGACCAGUUCGUCGUCUGCAACUCGCACAUCCUCUGCAUCUCCAGCGUGCCCGGCUACCAGGAGGGCGACUACCCGGCCGGGGAGGUGGUGACGGACGCGGGCACACCCAGCAGCCCCCCUGAGGGCAGCCCUGGCGAAGGCGUCCUCGGAGCCAUCACCCUGGUCGGCUCGUGUGCCGCCGUCGGAUGCAAGAGCCUGCAGACAGACAGCCCCUCCUGCUCCGACACGCCCGGCUCCGAGAAGGGCGCCGCCGGUCGCUCCGCCGCGGCGGCUCCGGCCUCCGGCGCCGCCGCCGCCACCGCCGGAGGGACCUCGUCGUCGUCGCAAGACGAGGAGGACGGCGGCGGCGCUUUCUGCCCGGACGCCCCGAACGCGGAGGAGGCCACGGAGGCCACGGAGAUCGCCGCCGGGGCGACGGACGUGGACUCGGCCGCCACCGUGCCGGGCUCGGAGCGGCUGGGGCCGCACACGGAGCACGUGUUCACCGACCCGCUGGGCGUACAGAGCCCCACGGAGACGGCCCGCGAGCACCCCGCCGGCAGUGGGGUGGACGAUCCCCUGACGAGAGAGGGGUCCCCCUCACCCUCCUCAGAGCAGGACCCGUUGGCCUGCGACGGCGAGCUGAGCAGCAUGCUGCCCACCAUGUGGCUGGGUGCGCAGAACGGAUGCCUGUAUGUGCACUUGGCAGCCCGGCACUGGAAAAAGUGUUUACAUACCAUCAAGCUGAAGGACGCGGUGCUGAGCAUCGUGCACGUCAAGGGCAGGGUGCUCGUCGCCUUGGCUGAUGGCACACUCGCCAUUUUCCACCGUGCCACAGAGGGCUGCUGGGACCUCUCCAACUACCACCUGCUGGACCUGGGCCGGCCUCACCACUCGAUCCGCUGCAUGACGGUGGUGCACGACCGCGUGUGGUGCGGCUACCGCAACAAAGUGCACGUGGUGCACCCCAAGAACAUGCGCAUCGAGAAAUCGUUUGAUGCGCACCCACGCAAGGAGAGCCAGGUGCGGCAGCUGGCGUGGAUCGGCGACGGCGUGUGGGUCUCCAUCCGGCUGGACUCGACGCUGCGGCUCUACCACGCGCACACGCACCAGCACCUGCAGGACGUCGACAUCGAACCCUACGUCAGCAAGAUGCUGGGCACGGGGAAGCUGGGCUUCUCCUUCGUGCGCAUCACGGCGCUGCUGGUGGCCUGCAACCGCCUGUGGGUGGGCACGGGCAACGGCGUCAUCAUCUCCAUCCCGCUCACCGAGACUGUAGUGCUCAUGGAGGGACGUGUGUUGGGUUUGCGGGGGAGGGCGUCUCCUGCGACCGGCGCCCACACGGACGAGGAAACGAGCGGAGAGGAGCAGGCGCCGGCCCCCGCCUCCUUCAUCCCCUACUGCUCCAUGCUGCAGGCCCAGCUGUGCUUCCACGGUCACCGCGAUGCCGUCAAGUUCUUCGUGGCCGUGCCGGGCUCGGCGCGAGCGUGCCUGCUGAGCAGGAGCUGCUCGGAGAACUUUGGGGAGAAGACUGCGCUGUCCCCCACGAGCGAGACGCACCACCCCAUGGUGCAGCAGCCGCAGCAGCACCUCAAGUCCAUGCUGGUGAUGAGCGGUGGAGAGGGCUACAUCGACUUCCGCAUCGGCGAUGGGGAAGAGGAGGACACCGAUGACAGCUUGGGGAAGUUGAAACCCGUCGUCACGAAAGCCGAGCGUAGCCACCUCAUCGUCUGGCAAGUCAUGUGCCCCGAAGAGUAACGGCAGCCACAGAGCAGAAGCGCUCCAAGAGUCGCCUAUUCACCCGCUCUGCCGGAUCCACGGCGGGGUGUAGGGGGGGGCGAAUGGUCACGUGACCCCGCGCGCUUCCUCCCCCACCCACCCGCCUGCUCGCCAGCCGGUGUCGUUGGGGUGUGGAGGACUUUCUCCAGCAGUCCGGUUCCAAACGAGCUCAUUGUACUCACUUUGUACUGCACUAAAAGAGAAAACGAAAUCCACCCCCCCACCUCCCCCACGUUAAAAAUGGAACUCCGCGUUGGUCAGGUGUCCACACACUGACGACCGUGAGUUUGCAUGCGACGGCGACGCGUUCCAUUUUACGUCCGGGGGUUUUACCGAGCCGCCGCUGUCGUGGCUGCCCCCCCCGGGGGGCCUGAACGCCGAGGCCGCCCUGAAAUUUGAUUCGUCGAGUUGUGCUAAUUUUUUUUUGUAUUGGUGUUCAUUUUCCGAAAAUCUCACUAAUCAAUGAAAAAACCCUUCACGUGCCCAUGUGAUUAAUCGUGUGACAGAAAAGAAGAUAACUUUGGACCACACGGCAGGCCCCUCGACGGUGGCUGUAGAAUUGAGCUCACCCUGCUGGUGUGGUCAACCCCCCCCCCCCGGGGUUGCGUGCAGCGCUUUUCGCUCUCACGGGGCUGUUGGCAACCGCGGAGUGAUCGAGGCCGGUCGGACUGCAGCGGUCCUAAGACAUUUUUACAUAAUCGUAGCAAGGUGGCAGUGAUUGCUUCGGUCGAUUGCAGCCUUCGCCACAAACGUGCAGCGAAACAUCUCCGAGCUUCGUUUUAACUUUCCUGUCAAAAAAAAAUUCAAGUUUCGCUCAACUUGAAUGAUGCCGAAUCAGAAUCCAGAAACGGGCUUGCUAGUUAACCGUGAACAUCGCAAGAUCCGGCGUUUGGGGACUCCCCAUAGCAAGACAAAUGUACGCCCCGUAUAAAGAAACAUUUGUGAAAGUCAUUGCCUGGGGCAGUGUUUAUGCAGCCUUAAUUGUAUGCGAAUGAAACACGGGCACAGGAGAGUGUACUUAAUCUUGAACCCUCGGUGAACGUGUGCGGACUUGGGUGGUUGCGUUUAUUAUUUUCGUUAUUGUAUUUAUUCAACUUGAUUUUUUUUGUGUUGUCCGUUUGCGAUGACGGCUCUCGUUAUGUUGCACAGCGCACCGAGGGCGGUGCGGUGAGACCGCAGGGAAAGGCAUCCCUCACCCUCGUCCUUGCUCCACACAAAAUGAAAUAAUGCAUUGGGAUCCCCACCCACCUCCUCCACUUGAAAAUGAGAUGUAAUGCAGUCUUAUGGAGCCAGCUGCCCUGCACAGGAGGGGGUGGGUUAGAGGGUAGGAAAGUAACGGAAACUUUACACAAAGUUUUCCCGAAGGUUCGCCACAAUUCCACCGUGGAUCGCGUGCAUUGUCAAGGGCUUGUCAUCUUAUCGGUAUUCCCGAUGUUAACAUAGUAAGUUGAAAUUGUGAAUCAAAAAAAACCUUUUAAAAAAUGCAAACAACUGUAAAGUUAUUAAUUUUCAAUAUGUUGAACUUCUUUUGCACCGUACGUAGCCAGCUAAUCGGAGGUUUUGGGGAAGGACAACAGUGCAUCACUUUGGAAUUCCAAAUACCAAUACACACACAGGGUCCGAUUCACACCCCCCCCCCCCGCCAUUAUGCUCUGGUCUGCCGUUCCCGAGGUCGGCUAAAGUUGCUUGAGCAUCGUUUUGUGGCCCCCUAACCUGUGGCGAGAAUUUGCGGUGGUCGUCAACCCCCCGGGGAAGUCCAUCGAUGAUAAAACCCCAACCCCGGCUCCGAGUCCGACACGGUGGAGCUCGUGCGACCGCGGUUGCGAACCCUGCCAUGCGAGCAACUCGGGGACACCUUAAAUCCUUCUUUUAAAUCUUUUACCUCGGCUUAACAGCAUGUUUGUGUAAACACUACCCGUUUUAAAAUAUUUAAAAAAAACAUGAAACUAAUUCUGUACAGAUCCAUAACUUGCAAAACAAAGGAAACUGCUGUUACUCUCGACUUGUAAUUAAUGAACAAAUGCGGAUGAAAUUGUUGUGCACUGUAAACGUUAAAGGUGUGUGUGUGCCGUCUCACGACGUUGCUGGUGUGGUGUGUACAUUGAGAACAAUAACUGCUGUUAAUGUAGGUGCAUAACAAGCACGGCUUCCCUGUAUUAGUGCAACGUCAUUGCAGCUGUUGUGUUUGUGUCGAAGCAUAUCCUUGUACCAUAUCAAUGUACCCACCUGAUGUUGUCCAAGCAACUAUAAAGCAGUAUUUGUGCGUCAGAA